GCGCUCGCUGUGGCCUCAUUUUGCUCUGUUUUGCUAAAAUUCUUUAACCUCCCUUCGCUGUGUUUUGCUAAAAAUCUUCGCUGCCGCUUUAGUGCAAGGGAUCCGCCGAAGGAAACUGCUGUUCCCGCGCUCGCAGCGGGGCCGUGAGCGCCGCUGGCGUCCGUGCAGGCGCUAGCUGCUGCUUUUGCUCCCCCCCCCUCCGCCUUUUCUAAGAAACGCUUCGCAGCCGCGGCGGGGUGAAGGUCUGCGUGGAAACGGCGCCGAGGAGCCGCAGCUUGGACCUAACCCGUUCCCUUUUCCUUCUUAAUGCAGGCGUUUAACACACUAGGAUUUGACUGCACCCUUGAAGAGCUUGAUCUUGAAGAUAUCACUAAGAACCAGAUCAACACGAUAAAAGCUUGUACAUCUGAGGAUUCAGGGACUGGAAACUGUCCAGUGCUGGAAAGAUCUACUUUUAAUACGAGUAAAUGCCUGCAAGGUAUCUAUGAAGACCUGAAGGCCUAUAGGGCAGAGCUGAAGAAUUUCAGUGAUCAAAAUGUGUUGACAACCAUAGAUGAGAUGAUGAAAGCUCUGAGGAACAGCAGCACGAGCGUGCUGCAGCCAUCGUCGAACACAGGAUCGACUUUUAAAGACAGAAUGAGACUAUGCAGCGUUCUUCAUGCUUUCCGAAUCCGCACUGUGACCAUAAACAGGAUGAUGAACUACUUGACUUCUCUGGAAAGCUCGCUGUAAGCACUAAGCUCUUACUCAAAUUUAUACCUAAAGUGUUCUGAGUGGUUUGGCGUGCUGGAAGAAGAAAACAUAGUAGGGUUAAUAUUUUGCAACAUAUUUGGGGACUUUUUAAGAAAUUAAGCACACAGUAUUUUACAGAAUUUCUUACAAAUUGAAUCAUGUUUUAGUGAACUACGGUC
Rhea pennata is the source of this 911-nucleotide messenger RNA. It is a transcript of the gene IL12A, whose product is annotated as interleukin 12A. The transcript is spliced from 4 exons. Gene Ontology annotation, biological process: immune response. Gene Ontology annotation, molecular function: interleukin-12 receptor binding; growth factor activity. NCBI's taxonomy places the organism in Eukaryota, Metazoa, Chordata, Aves, Rheiformes, Rheidae. The record is from RefSeq and is a predicted model, not a curated record. Gene Ontology annotation, cellular component: extracellular region. The coding region runs from base 307 to 732 and encodes 141 amino acids.